AUGUCCAACCCGGAUCCGCCGCGGCGGCGCUUUGUCCCUGUUCCGAUCGAGACGUCGUUCCAGUCGUAUCGUAAGAACGUCUACGACUACACGUCGCAGCACAGGAUAGGUCCCAAUCCAGAGCUGACCCCGGAACCAUCGCCGCGAUCUCCCGAGGCGCAAUUCUCUCUCGGGGCGGCGCAGGACAAUGACGAGUCGCAUGAGAGGCGACGCUUUGCUCCUCAGCUCAUUGAGACCUCCAGGCGCUCAAGAAGAGUUGGCGAGCAGGGGCCCGCCACCAAGCCGGCGGACAAGACAGACAUUACACCCUACACAAACCACAUUUACUCUGCGAAAGCAAAGUCAAAUCGAAGACAACAUGGGCACGCCGGUGGCGAGGAAGAAGCCCCCCGCCAUGUCCAAAAGCGCCCAUCGCCGCCCACUCGGCGGGAGACUGAGGAGGAGGGAGUCCAGGAAUAUCUCUUGGAGCUGGCAGCAAAAGAAGUCGCGCGGCAGAUCGAAGAGGUUGCCCUGGCAGCUUUCCCCAACAGCCGCCCCCGCGAGGGUGGCGUGGCCCAUUUCUACUUUCGGGAGGGCUCAUCUGACAGCGAGACGUCUCCCGAAGCCUCUCCUCCGGAUGAAGAGGCCGGCCAGUACAGGCUUAGGCGUAAAUCGUCGAACCUGGGGCUGAACUGGUGGCACAAGCAUAUGCAGGAGCAUGCGCUGCGCCUGGAGCAGGAGAGAGGCGGAGAUCGGAUGGAUGUGGACAAUGAAGAGGCUGUGGAUGCUGCUGCUGCUGCUCCUGAGGCUGCUCCUGAGGCUGCCACUGCUGCAGACAGCCCCAUCAUCCGGUCUGACUCUGAUCUGGACAAGAUGGAGCUGCCGUCCCCUCCCGAUCUCAUGUGGACAACCACCAAGCCACUCUCGCCUACCGACGACCGGCGAGACUCGGCGGCUGAGAUGCACAUGGCGCUGGCAGAGGCCAAUCGCCAUGCAGCCCAAGCCCAAGCGCAAACCUCGUCCGCGCAGGCGGUUCCUCCAGCCCAUGGCCAAGGCGCGCCGGGCGAGCCCCACCCGCCCGUGUCUCAGCAGGUCGCCGGCCGCCAGGAACCCAGUGCCAGUCCCUUCGGCAGGCCGUUUGGCGCUUUCCGACUUCCGCCCGAUCAUGACCCGAAGCUCCUUAAGUUGCGCCAGGGCCCCUCCCCUCCCAUGCUCGGCAAGGACCUCGUCUUUCGACGAUGCCCCUCUCCCAAGUUCACCACGCUCGAGCCCGAAGACCCCCUUGAGGCGCACAUGAUUGAGGACCAAGCGCGGGAUCUGCCGGGCCAGGCCGGGCUCUGGAGGGGGUACUGCUGCAGGUCGGAAUCAACCGGAGGCUUCAUUGUGCCCCCCGAGCUGCACAACCCCAAGAUGAUUGAGACACCCAUUACCGCAACCUUUCCCGACCAUGAUGCUGUCGACACCGGUGUUCUCAGCGAAGAGCCCGUGUCCAUCUUCUCGCCUUCUGGCUAUGCGUCGUCUGGACUCACCUCGAGCCAUAGCGGCGCUCUCUGGGGCGGCGCAGCUCACCAACACCCCAACGGUGCUGCCGAAGAGCUGAGUGGUCUCAAGGAGCGACUGCAGAGGGAAAAGGCCAAUGCCGAGCGCGACGACAAGAUCUUGCAAGACUUUGACGGGGGCUUUGUUACCCAAGUAUACAACUACCUGUCGCUCGGCUAUCCCGCCAUGGCGCGUGGCUUUGACGAAGAGCUCUCUCGAAUCAGCCACAUUGGCAUCGAGCAGCUGCGAAGGGACGACGCGAAGCAAAUGGCCAAGGGCCACAUGGUGGAGGUGACGGUGGACGAGUCCGCCCCUGAGGAGGAGAGAUGCCCGCGAUGGGUGGCGCUACGGUCCUACAUUACGGAGUGGGUGAGACAGCACCCAGAUCUGGACAACCUCGACCCAUUGGCCUGGGGCGUGCGCGAGAGGAGAGGCAGUUGGGCCAUCUAAGCGGCUUUAUUGCGCUGCCGUGGCUUCUCUGCGCAUGAUUCUGCCUUUUCGUCUCAUUGCCAGUUUUGAUUCAUCAUGAGCGCUUCUGCAAUGUGGCAUUUCCCAAGACGAGCGAGCGAAAGAAGCAAUUUUCUAUUUUUUUUUUUUUUUUUUGGGCGUGCUUUUUGACAUUGUACGCUGCAGAGCAAGCUGCCACUUUUCAUUUGCGCCACCAUCAUACGACAUUUUUAAUGGCUUACCCCCCCUUUUUAUUUCUAUGGCCAUGGAUACACGAGAUUCUUUGCUGGUUUUUUUUUAUUCUUCCUCUUUUAGCUCGCUAUUGUCUACGUUCCUUAUUUAUUUUUUUGCAUGGCAAUGGGUGGAUUGGCGUAAACAGGCAUCCUUUUUUUUUUUUUUUUUUUAUCUGUAGCUGCUCCUGAGAGAAUAAGGAGGAAUAUCAGCAAAUUUAUGUCUCUUUUUCUUUUUUUUACACUACUAUAGUAUUUUACGUAUGGCGAACAAAAGAUUUGUGUAGAGAAAGAGAGCGAGCGAGCGAGCAAAUGAAUUGAGUUUUUGAGCGAUGGGACUGAUUUUCUCUCUUUUUUUUUUCUUUUCUUUGAUGAAAUACAGAAAGGAGAGAUGAUGAAUUGUUAUGAGAUUAACUUGUAAAAGAAGUAUGGUUACACUUUUUUCCUUUUCCUCGCAAGGGUAGAUUUCAUAUCUGAUAGCAAAUGAGGAGCUGAUUCACUGUUACAUACUAACCUUGGGAUGAAUUGACGUGCCUGUUUCGUACAAUCUCUUAUUUAUUGGUCAUGUACACUUGACCAUGUCUAUCCCCUCGUCUCUGCAGACACAGCACUAUAUUCACCACUAAAUGAUCUCUACAUGAUUUAGAACCCCGAUAUCAAGAGAGAAAAGAAUAAGAUGACCAUUAAUCAUGUCUACUCUUUUUGACAAACAUAUUAAAAAAGUAAAAAAAGAUCCAAACGCCCAAUACUGUGAAGACCUAAUCAUGCUUAUAUGCCUCCCUUUUGCAGCACUUCUCUUUUUCUCCCCUUUGCCCUUCUCCAAUUUUUCUCUUUUACAUGCAGCCACAUACAUACAUACAUACAUACACACACAGAUGCCUUGAUUUCUUCAUUCGUUUCUCUCUCAUUUCUUCUUGCCAAAUGACCGUGUCACCUUUUGAACCUUUGUCGGCGGUGCAACCUCCACGUCGCUCUCGUCAUCCUCGCCCAUGGACUCAUCAACAUCGUCAAAGUCUACUUCGUCCUCAUCCAGGGGCUCCUCGUCGGCACCGCUCUCAUCCUCGCCCUGCUCGGAACCUUCCUCCUCGUCUUCAGAGUCGCCAAUGAAGCCGUUGAGCA
Molecule: messenger RNA, 3314 nt
Organism: Trichoderma atroviride IMI 206040
Lineage: Eukaryota; Fungi; Ascomycota; Sordariomycetes; Hypocreales; Hypocreaceae
Source: RefSeq, a predicted model, not a curated record